AUGAGCUUAUCGAGGGCUGGAAUACGCUCGUUGCUAGUGGGCGGAUUGGUAUUGAGGCCCCUGGCAAGCCGGGUUCCAAUACUGGCUUUGAACGCCAGAAAAACAUGGUACCAAAAGAAUCUCUAUUCAACGACACACGAGUCAAAUAAACAAUCAAAUGUGGGUAGUGGGGCCGCUCCGGAUGGCACUAUAAAUAGUGGUUCUGCCGCUUCGAAUCCCGGUGAGACCCAGCGGGUGUCUCAUGACCUUUUGGCUCAAAAAGAACAAUUUGCAAACAAAGAGCUGAGCAACGCCUUGGCCCAGGCAGAUUUCUAUAAGCUUCUGUUAAAGUCAGACUACCCACAAUAUGUGGUGUCUAGAUUUGAAACCCCAGGAAUCGCUUCGUCUCCGGAAUGCAUGUCUCUUUAUAUGGAAGCUUUGCAAAAAACGGGCCGUCACGCUGACGCCGAAGGCAUUAGACAGAGUCUAGUGGGCGCAACAGUAGGGGCACAGGCCACUGCAGGAUCAACUCCUGGAGCAGAUUACGCAAAACAGUUUUCUGCUGGUUCCUUCGGCCAGGGUGCAUACAACCCUUUCAUUGGAUCGAAAAAAGAACCGUUGCAUGUAGUCGUCACUGAAUCCGCUUUCGCCAUUAUCUCCAGGUGGGUGAAAUGGUUAGUCGUUUUUGGACUGGUCACUUAUGGUCUAUCGGAAGGUUUCAAAUACAUCAGUGAGAACACCACACUGUUGAAAUCUUCAGAAGUAGCAGACAAAUCCGUAGAUGUGGCCAAGACCAAUGUCAAGUUUGAUGACGUGAGGGGUUGUGAAGAGGCCCGUGCAGAACUGGAAGAAAUCGUAGAUUUUUUGAAAGAUCCAACCAAGUAUGAAUCUUUGGGAGGCAAGCUUCCUAAGGGUGUUUUGCUGACAGGUCCCCCAGGUACUGGUAAGACUCUAUUAGCCAGGGCCACGGCCGGAGAAGCAGGUGUGGACUUUUUCUUUAUGUCAGGUUCUGAGUUUGAUGAAGUAUACGUCGGUGUUGGUGCAAAGCGUAUUCGUGAGCUUUUUUCUCAAGCCAGAAGUCGUGCACCAGCCAUCGUUUUCAUUGAUGAGCUCGACGCCAUUGGUGGAAAGCGUAAUCCAAAAGAUCAGGCAUACGCCAAGCAAACCCUGAAUCAGUUGUUGGUUGAAUUAGACGGGUUUUCGCAAAGUAGUGGUAUCAUCAUCAUCGGCGCAACUAAUUUCCCCGAGUCGCUGGACAAAGCUUUGACGAGACCUGGCCGUUUUGACAAAGUGGUGAAUGUUGACUUACCUGAUGUUCGCGGCCGUGCAGAUAUUUUGAAACAUCACAUGAAAAAGGUAACUUUGGCAUCUGACGUUGACCCUUCCAUCCUUGCUCGGGGUACACCUGGUCUUUCGGGUGCUGAACUCAUGAAUUUGGUAAAUCAAGCUGCGGUUUAUGCUUGCCAGCAAAAUGCGAUUGCUGUUGACAUGCAGCACUUCGAGUGGGCAAAAGAUAAGAUUCUUAUGGGUGCAGAGAGGAAGACAAUGGUGUUGACUGAAGCUUCGAGAAGAGCUACUGCUUUUCACGAAGCCGGCCACGCCAUCAUGGCAAUGUACACACCAGGCGCAACCCCCUUGUAUAAGGCUACAAUCUUACCAAGAGGACGAGCUCUAGGUAUAACAUUCCAGCUACCGGAGAUGGACAAAGUGGACAUCACGAAAAAGGAGUGCUUGGCUAGACUUGACGUCUGCAUGGGUGGGAAAAUUGCAGAAGAAAUCGUGUACGGAAAAGAAAACACGACUAGCGGCUGUGGAUCUGACCUACAAAGUGCAACUAAUACCGCUAGGGCCAUGAUAACACAAUACGGUAUGAGUGACAGUGUCGGUCCUGUUAACCUUGCCGACAACUGGGAAAGCUGGUCUGGCAAAAUCCGCGACAUAGCAGAUAAUGAGGUCAUUGAAGUAUUGAAAGCUUCUGAGCAGAGAUCAAGGAAAUUGCUCUCUGACAAAAAUAGAGAACUGGAGCGUCUAGCUGAAGGUCUCAUGGAGUAUGAAACACUAGAUUCGUCCGAAAUUAAACUAGUAUGCAAAGGAGAAUCCCUUUCUAAAGCUAAGAUGAAGACAAACACUGUUGUGGAGGGGCCCGAUAGUGAUGAUAGGAAGGAAAAGGGCGACAAAUCCAAAAUUCCGGUUUUGAUCAAGGCUUGA
Molecule: messenger RNA, 2187 nt
Organism: Lachancea lanzarotensis
Lineage: Eukaryota; Fungi; Ascomycota; Saccharomycetes; Saccharomycetales; Saccharomycetaceae
Gene: YME1
Product: LALA0S01e05798g1_1
Exons: 1
Coding region: 1-2187 (728 amino acids)
Biological process (GO): protein quality control for misfolded or incompletely synthesized proteins; mitochondrion organization
Cellular component (GO): mitochondrial inner membrane
Molecular function (GO): metalloendopeptidase activity; ATP binding; ATP hydrolysis activity
Source: RefSeq, a predicted model, not a curated record